UGAAAAGUUACAAUUACAAAUUAAAAAACAGAACAGCAAAUAACAAGAUGGGGAGUUGCUUGUUCCGAGGAGUAGCAGGGGACGUCGCCGGAAACGGCGGCGGCAUUAAGGUGAUAACCUCCACCAACGGCGUCAUGGAGUUUUUCGCGCCAAUCACGGUGGAGUCCAUCGCCGACGAGUUUCCCGGCCACGGCAUCUUCAGGAGGCACGACCUUUUCUGGAAUCCCCUGCCCCACCACGAACUCCUCCUUGCCGGAAACUCCUAUUACCUCCUCCCACUCGACAAGAACUGCAGCAGUCGGAGAAUGAGCGCCGUUGAGUCCACGCCGGCGCCGGCGUUCGAGAUCGGACACGUCAGAUCCAACAGCGCGCCUCACAUUCAGCCGCUCUCUGUUGCCACGUACAGAAUGUCGUUCGACAGCCGCCGGGGAAUACUACUCAAGAAAUCUUCCACCGGCGGCGCGCCGUCAUUGUCCGGCGGGAAAGGAAACGAUUCCGGGCUUGGGUACGGUGGUGGGUUUUGGAAAGUGAAGCUAGUCAUCAGCCCGAAACGGCUGAUGGAGAUUCUGUCGCACGAGGCCGCCACAGAGGAGCUGAUCGACAGCGUGAGGACCGUGGCGAAGUGCGGGAAGGGCGGCGGUGCCGCCGGAGUUUCAUCGGUGGCGUUUUCCGAUCAGUGGAGUCUCUCCAGCAGUAGAAAUGCUUCGUCCAAGAAAGAUGGGAUCCUGUCGGGAUGACCGAAACAGGGCUAUGAAUUUGGGUUGACUAAUGAUGUAGAUGGAGUCAAAAUUGGUUGUGUAAUAUAGUCCGUACAUAGUUGCAUGUUCUCAUUCCACCCUGUCUUUGAUCAUCAUCCCAUGGCUGUGGAGUUAGUCUACUUUGAGUUAUACACCAUAUUUAUCCUUUGAACAACUCCAUCAGACAAAAGACAAAAUUAUGGUUCGUCUCAUUUUUUGGGAAUAAUGGUAAAAAUAUAUUACCUGAGAUAAAAGUUUAGUGCAUCACAGUCAGGGGCAUACCCCCUCUUGCUUUCACCAUAAACACAUAAAGAUCAAUAGUACUAUUAACGUAUUAUUUUAGGAUCAAUAUUGCUGUAAUUAAUUAUUUGUAGCUGAUUUAGUGAUUAGCAAUCCCUGAUUGUAGUUGAUUGAUUGCAAUCCUUAUUUGUAUAUUUAGUUUCCAUAAUUAGCUUUGAGAAUCAUGUAUAUAACCUAUGUUAUUGUGAAAUAGAGAAUCAUCAGUUUCUUC
This is a messenger RNA of Cuscuta epithymum, 1248 nucleotides long. The record is from the annotation of a GenBank genome assembly. NCBI's taxonomy places the organism in Eukaryota, Viridiplantae, Streptophyta, Magnoliopsida, Solanales, Convolvulaceae.